GUCCUCUCUUCUAAAACGUUUCAAAUAAAUCCCACUCCGACUUUUUGUCAACAUACAUAGGUAGAUAUUAAACUGCCUAUCUUUAAAGUUCAUACACACAAUAUACAAAGUACAAACAAAUUACUUUAAAUCUUCCUCGACGUCAUUCCGCAUCAUACCCUAGCAACAAACGAUAACCUUUCUACUUUCGGACAUUUUCAGACGGACUUCUCUACCACUGCAUCCGAACACAUUUAAUUGAAGGCUUCUUACCCACCAGCAACAACUUCUGACACAUACCAUCACAACUCAUUCUCGUCGCGCAUCGUCAAAAGACAUGGCGCCUUUCAUCGAUCAAGUCGGCGCCCAAUUGGCAAAGCGCCAGCGAUAUUGCAACAAUGGAUACUACUAUGACAGAUGGGGCAACUGUUACAGUGCAUGGAGUUGGUAUGGCCGCUGGAUUUUCGCGGCCGUAGUCAUCGUUCUCGUUCUUGCCAUCUUCAUCCUAUGGGCAUGCAUCAACUCUCGCCGUCGCAGACGCCAAGGCCUUCAGCCAAUGUAUGGCACGGGUUGGAUGGCUGGAAAUCGGGGCCAGAACGCGUACUAUAACAACCCUCAGGGCUACAAUAACCAACCUCCUCCUCCCCCUCCGGCGUACGGACAGGCCUACCCGAUGGACAGCCAGUACACCGGAACUACAUUCAACCGCGACGAUGGAUACUACGGCCAACAUGAGGGUGUUGUGCAACCACCAAAGAAUGUCUACAAUAACAACAACAGCGGCGCCAAGACUGACUACGCACCUCCCGAGGGACCCCCGCCUAACCGAUAGAUCAGCAACGAGAACAGACAAGUGGAGAACGACAAAUUUCGGACAUACCUUGAUUGAUUUGGUGGUGUAAGGCGUUCAGUUAAAGGGUCGGUUGCUUACUAGGCGUUGGUGACGAUGAUUGGCAUAGGAAAUGAUCAAGUUGUAUGUCUGCAUGAUGAUGCACGUCGUCGGGAAGGGUCACGGGUGGGCAAGAAUGAAUCUCGUUCAUUUGCCUUCAUUCAAGCAGGUCACUUUACGUGUAUCUUGAUCAUAAUACCUAUUGAUUUCUGGGCUAUCCCGGAAACUGUCUUUAGGUCUUCACUCUGUGAAGUUCACAUUCUAUUAUGAUAGUUGUCUAAUGACACAGGCUUUUACAACCUGUAA
Molecule: messenger RNA, 1174 nt
Organism: Annulohypoxylon maeteangense
Lineage: Eukaryota; Fungi; Ascomycota; Sordariomycetes; Xylariales; Hypoxylaceae
Product: chitin synthesis regulation, resistance to congo red-domain-containing protein
Exons: 2
Coding region: 317-811 (164 amino acids)
Biological process (GO): vesicle-mediated transport
Cellular component (GO): intracellular membrane-bounded organelle
Source: RefSeq, a predicted model, not a curated record